CUUUCUAAGUUCCGCUAUGGCUGGCUGCAAGCUGUUACGAUAUUUUUGUUUGUUCCUUCUUGGAUAUGUAGGAGCAGUCACUGCUACCUGUGAGAAGAGAGAUGACUGUUCUUGUCGCAUGAGUGAUGGCAAAGUCUUGGACUUGAAGCCACUGGAUAAAAACCCAGGUCCCAGGUAAAAGUCCGUCGAUCGAACAACUUUCACUUUUUGUACUCUAAAAUUUAAUAACUUAAAAGAGUAUUAAGAGUUAAAUGACUGUUCUUGCGCUAGCGUUGCGUCAACCAACAGUUUUGAACAAUGGGCAAAGAAAUAGGAAGCUGGUCUUAUAUAAUUUUUAAACAGAACAAAACGGGGGAGGGGAGGCUUAACUUAGAGAGGUUACAAUGGAAAAUGUGUACAGGUAUUUAUAUGGCAUGAUUUGAGAUAGAUUAAGUGACAUUGUUGCAUGCAAAGGACUGCAUGCUGGAUUGACGAACUUCAUGAUUCUGUGCAUAGAAAUCAUGGUUUUUAUUGCAGUGUUUUAACAACUGUGGCCUACCCCUACCCUAACCUAACCACAAUCAACUAACAACAAGUUAGGGGUGAUGGUGGUUUAGGGGAAGGGUGGGUGGGCAGUUGCUUGGAUAAUGGCAUUGAAGCUAUGAUCCCUGUAUACUUCAGGUCUCAAAUACUUCAAACAAAUUACAAUUUGCUAGUAUUUAUGGUCAUGAUAGGGGGGAGGGGGGGGUAUUUGUGUAGAGGUAGAGUGCUGAUUUGAUUCCAGGGAAGAAAUAUUACAGGAAUGUGAAGUAUUACUUGCGGUCCAUAACACAAGGUGAUCCAAAAAAGUUUUUGGAAGGAAGGCUUCCUAACGUUAAUUUGGAAAACACAGAGUUCUUCUUUUGUUUUGUAGGAAUUUUCUUAUGGAGGGACCCAUACCCCCUCCCUUCAUUAUCUUAAGGUUACAUGCCACAUCUCAUUAGGUCAACUUCUUUCAUCAUGUGUUUAAUGUGUGAACACUGGUCAAUGCUUCUGGUUUGCAGUAAAGGGCAAGGGUGUGUUUUACAUCUAAGUAUGCAAUAACUAGUUGCUGCCUACAAUAUCAAGGAAACAAAAAUCAGCCAGUUGAAUAGUAGGAUGGGAUUCUGUCAUUGCAAGAAUUGUUGUGUCAAAUAAGACAUGAUUUAAACCUACAAAUCUUAUGGGAGGUGGCUUAGGAUCCUUCACACACCACUUCUUCUGGAUCUGCCAAUGCUGAACUUGGAAAAUUCAUGGAGCAAAAGUUUGAAUUUGUAACUAAGUGGUGUGAUGUUUUGUGAAUUUGGCUAAAAUAUGGGGGAAAGAUAUCAUCUUGUUUGACGCUUCACUGGUAGUUAUAUUUUGUACUAUGAAAGGAUAUUUGCAUGUGAAUGGACUAUAAAUCACUAAAGUAUAUAUAAUAAUGAUACAGUGAAUUAGGCAUGUGUUUUGAUUUGUCCUUAUUUGAGAUCUAUCAGAGAACAGACACAUAAAUGAUGUGACCAGUAACAACUUUUUGCUUCUUUAUUAUGUAAAACAAAUAGAUGCCAUGCUUCUGUGUUUCUGUUCAGUAAUAUAUCUUAGAAGACUUCUAGUGAGAAUAUCAGCUUUUUGUAUCAGUUCAGUGAUGAAAUGUAAAUUUAAGCUCUCUAUUAUGAUGCAGCUUCACCGGCAUGAAGGAUACAGAUGACAAGCCAAAUGUAUAUAGCUGGAACCCUUGCACAAAAUUCAAGGAGCCGGGCACUAAUUGUGAAGAUGCUUUGGUGAGUCAUUUUAAAUUUGAUUUUGGAUUAGAUAAACCAGAAUUUUGCAACUCUAGUUUAAAUUGCGUACUCCUAUGCAGUUACCUGCCGAUUAGCCAGCUUGGAAAAAGAAAAUAAAGGUAGUAGUUAAUCUGCUAAAUUAAUCUGGCCAACGGUGGCACAGAUUGACCAGAUAUCCUGUAGAAUACAAUCAAAGUUUUUGUAAUGUUCAACUGGUAACCUUUCAGUCACCUGUUGGUGGCCUAUUGAAUAGGAGUCACGACAGUCGACCAACAAUCAGUAGAGGGUAGUUGUUCUUCACAAUUACCAAUAAAUGCAUAUAUGUAGGAAGUCUGUUUUUUGAUCUUUCUGUAUUCCAGUACUAUAUAUAUCUACACCCUUUUUUCAAAAACAGUGCAGUUUGAAAAAAUAUGUAUAAUUUAUACACCUUUUGCUUUCUCAUGAAAAAGUUUCUCUUCUUAUAGUAUAUAUUAUAAAUAUAUUUAAUUAAAAAAAUAUAUAUAUUAAUUGAUUGCCAAUCAAAGUAUAGGGUGGGCAGGUAUCUACCUUCUCCCCUUGAAGAUAAUUUUAGAUUUUCGUUAAUUAAUGAUAAAAACCCUGUUUUAGGUGCACAAUUUUCUUAAACCAAAAUUUGAUGAGUGUUUGGUAUAAAUGACUGAAUGAUGAUUGAUAAAACCAGACUGUGGUAUGUUAUAAGUUUACGUUAGACUCUCCUUGCAUUUCUUAAGCUACAUUAAUUUACUUAUUAACCUGAUUUCAAAAGUGUUGCAUCUUCUUAGUGAUUCUUAAGUCCCAUUUUAUCUUUUGCCUUUCUUUACAUUUUGUUAGCUAUGCCAGGAAACGCCUUAUAAGGAUUCUUACACAGUUGCAAAGGAAGUGAGCAGCUUUGAUGAAAACAGUGAUGGUAGCAUAAAUAUAACAUACACUCCAUGUACUGUUCCGUCACAAAAAGAUUUCAUAAGGUAACUGGUCAUGACUGAGAAUUUACUUUGAGUUAGAAAUCUGAUAUUAUUUAUAGCUCCCAUUACCCAUCAAAAUAUUGUGACAUGCAAAUCAAGGAUAAGGUUAUCCUGUGAUAGCAUUUACAAAAGCCGUCAUGUGGCUUAGACUAUGCAUGUUACAUGAUUUCUUAUGAAAGAUUAAUUGAUUAUUGUAGUAUUACAUACUGAGAUUUACUCUCUGAAAAGACACAAAAUAAAUUUUCAUUCAUGACAAGAAUUUGAGAGCCAAUCAAAUUGCCCAUAUUGCCUUUUUCAUGUGUGAGGUAAACGUUACCUCUAAUCAUCUUUGACUUUAAUUUUUUUAUGACUGAAUUGUCAUUAAAGUCUGUUGGUAAUGGUGUUUGGUUUGUAUCGGAAAUCUCACUUGUUCAAUUAUUUUAUGAUACUACCUACUUGUGUGUAUUUUUUAAAAAAUAUUUACCAUAUGGGCAGACUUUCCAUAGAAUCACUGGAACACAAGUUAAAGGAAGCAAUCUUGCCAAACUUUUCCUUGAGUUGGCUUCAGCUGAAAAAAUUACAAAAAUGACAUAUUCUAUUGAUUCAGGGCACAGGUAUUCUCCAGCUGUCAUAGGGACAGCUGUUGUUAUGAUCAAGUUCAGACUUUGGUUGGGUCUUUAAUGCUGAGUUGAAAUUUCAGUCUAAAUACCUCAGCAAUAAGGUGGGAUUCAAAGUCACAGUUUAAAUUAGAACACUCUUAACCCUUUAAAUCCCAAGAUCUAAUUGUUAAUUCUCCGCUCCAGCUGCUACAUAUUUCCUUGUAACUUAGUCAUGAGAAUUUGGUGUUAGAUCAAGACAAAACCUCUACCUGAUAAGUUUGAGAAUUCUCAUUAUCUUUUUGCUGGAUAAGAAAUGGAUAUAAGGAGAAGUUACAUGUUAAUCACUCCUGGGAGUUAAAGGGUAAGGGCAAUGAGGCAGCCUUCAGUCCAUUUACGUUUAUAAAGUUAGGUAUGAAUAAUGGCAAUUAAAUGUUUUGUUUCUUCCCAGAGAAGCAAUCAUUGUGUUGAUGUGUGACCAUUCUGAAGAUAGGGGAAAGUUUAGUCAAUUCCAUGAGCACAAAAUCAUUCUUAACAAAAAGUCAUUAUAUGUAAGUACCAGGCCUAUUUGGAGUGUAUGUAUGUGCGUCUAUUGCCAAUUGAGAAAGAGGGUCACAGUCCAAGGAUUGAAAUCACAUGAUGUUUCAUUUCUGAUAUGGAGUAACAAGUCGCCAUAACUCUUUCAGCUUCGUUUGUAGUGCAUCUUUUUUUAUUUUGCUGUUUUUUGUUUUGUAAUGUUUAUCUCAGACCUCCUUGUAUUGUCCCUUCCUUUUUUUAUUCAGAUGUCUGUUUGGUUUAAACCUUUAACCUCCAAUAGUGACUAGCAUCUAAAUACGCCUCACAAAUCGUCCCUGAAUCAAACAUUGAGGUCAUGAGAGUAAAGGAAAUGACCACCAACUAAAGAGGCUCUUGAUUGUUGAAAAGAUUCUCCUCCUUGACAUCUUAGGAAAUGUUUAGAGAACAGUGUGGAGAAUAUGCAUAUUGAUGUUAGGGUGCAAAGGGUUAUAAAUAUACUGAACUGUUCUGGUUUCCUUUCUCCAUAGACAGCAACGUUUUCUACCAAAUAUGCUUGUAUCGAGAGUGGAGGAAGUGGAGGACUAAGUACUGGCAGUAUUCUUCUCAUAGUGUACGUAAGGCGACUCAGCAUCCGUAACUCAACCUUGCAGCUUAGAUCAAAUUAAAUGCAUUUAUGCAAUGAAUAAAGGGGUUAAUUCUCUAACUAAAAUGUGGUGCUGCGUCUUUGGGGAAGUGUAACAACUGAAGGUAUUGAUGACGUCAUCAUAAACAACGUUAUUGAAUUUAGGUACCAUGUUGCUAUGGAUGUUUACAUUUCAUGUAAUAGAUCAAGGAAGACGCCAAAAUGUUGUAAGAACUUCAGUAACACAUUUGGCUGGGCCUCGUGUGCCACAUUUUUGUUAUUACCAUAUUUUGACGUCGGUUUAUUACUAGACAGACAUACGGAAACACGGAAUCUCUUUGUUAAACAACCUUGUCUCCCUGGGGUGAACGGUGUUUCAAAAUGGCAUCGUUAGCAGUUUUGGAAAAAUGUUCCGUGAAUUCUGACCUUUCUGUUCAAAGGGAUUCUGAGUCAAAAUAAUUCAAUGCCGGCUUUAAGAAUAUUUAGUUUGGGGGAUCUCUAUAAGUAAUGAUGUUUGCUGUUUCUCUCGUAGGUUCUUUCCAUUGGUACUGAUCUAUUUCAUCGCAGGGUUGUUAUAUAAUAAAAUUCAUAAGGGUGUUAGCAGCUUUCCUGAAAUGAUCCCUAAUCAUUCUUUCUGGGGUGAUUUCCCAUUUUUGGUUAAGGUGAGUCUAGAGUCUAUGUUACGAUAAGUGAAAUCGUUAAAGUGUUUCCUUGUGUUGUUUUCUUUGUUUCGUUUGGGUCAUUUAAACAUAUGUUUUCUAUCAAGAGGGGUUCGACCUUCAUAACGAAAUUGCAGCCAUUUGUAUCGGAAAUUUUAUAGCCUCUUUAUUUAAAUCACUGGUAGCCCUCUAAAAAGGGCAGAGCAGUUGGACUAAAACCUCAUUUUUCUCUACGCUGAUCUUAAGUGUUGUUGACCCGUGAAGACUGAUUCGUCACUUUUUACUUUCCGUUUCCCCUUUUCUGUUACAGGAUGGCUGUGUUUUCACAUUUCAAGGAAUAGCUGGCUGUUGCAGACGUGUUUCUAUGAAAGUCAAAGGGGACUCUUAUGCUGAAAUAUAAGAUUAUAUUUUAAUUUCUUUUUCUUUUUUUUUAAUUCAGUGAUAACAUUAUGCGAAUUAUUAUGUGACUUACGCGUUGGGUAAUUUACGCUAUAAGUUAAGACUUUUUAUGCGUUGCUUUUGUGGUCUGCCUAGAAGAUUAAGUUAAGGUUAAGGCAAAAAAUGCCUUUAAACAUUUUUUUUAUAGCUCAGUGGCCCCGCUUUUGUUCAUGCUACUCCAGUCUUACGGAACUCGUUGCCGUUACCAAUCAGAUUUUGUAGCAAUCUUGCUACUUUUAAGAAUCAACUCAAAAUAUUUCUUUUCAGGAGAGCGUUCAGUACUCGUUUAUAAUGCCCAGUUUAAUGUAAUUGUUUUUGGAUAUAUGCAUAGUUUUAGCGCCAUAUAAAUGCUUAAUUAUUAUUAUUAUUUUUAUUUUUAUCAUAAUAAUUAUCAUUAUCGUAUCAUUAUUAUAAUUAUUAGUAAAAACUAAUUAGGAACCACUCAUUAUCUAUUGCGGGGGAGGAGACCGGAGACUUUUGGUUGUGUCACAACAAAAUUUGCCUUAUCCUACCUUUCCCCCCCCCCCAUAGGCUCUUUGUGAUCUAAUGAUCUCCUCUUAUUGGCAGUGACGUUUCUAUAGUCCACCCUUUACACUCUGUUCUCGACGACAGAUUGCCUCGCCGUUCCCCCUAAAAACCAUUUGAUCCCCCCUCCCCCAAAAAAAUCUAGUACCCCCCUUUUUCCGUGCGAUAAAUAAUGAUUGGUCUCUUAGGUAAGAGAGUUUGUGAACAUGGCCUACAACAAGCGUAAUACGCGCCUGCAAUGUUUUCUUUGGUCGUUUAUACGCGAGACGUGUUUAGCAUUGCCGUUGUAGUCUGCCGAACAGAUAAGUUAGUGAUCAAUUGGUAGAAAGCACGUGUCCUCUUGUAGAUAUUUUUAGAAAAAACGCUGGUUUAGUCGGAGAGCACUGAAAAAAUGAAAAACUAAAAGAAAUUUCAUGAUUUCAGUGUAUUCUAAUCAACGCCAGUGAGAUAAAUGCUUUGGACCUUUUGAUUAAAACAUUUAGCAUUUAACGCAAUUAGGGUUGUUAAUGUCGAGAUUUUUAACCGAAAUUGCUAGACUGAUUCAUGCGGUCUCUUCUUUAAAAUUAUAAUUUAAACUUCUAUAAAAAUUUUUGUAACAAAUCUAAAAUGUAGUUAAAUUCUUUCAAUAAUUUUUGCAGUAAAGCGAACGAUGGAUUUUAUUUGG
Molecule: messenger RNA, 6718 nt
Organism: Pocillopora meandrina
Lineage: Eukaryota; Metazoa; Cnidaria; Anthozoa; Scleractinia; Pocilloporidae
Source: the annotation of a GenBank genome assembly